Botrytis byssoidea is the source of this 1381-nucleotide messenger RNA. RefSeq lists its product as uncharacterized. Lineage: Eukaryota; Fungi; Ascomycota; Leotiomycetes; Helotiales; Sclerotiniaceae. The record is from RefSeq and is a predicted model, not a curated record. Bases 203 to 886 code for a protein of 227 amino acids. The transcript is spliced from 2 exons.
UGGUGGCACAAAGUCCAUAGAGAAGAAACGAAAUUAAUGCCUGAGUAAUGAGGUUCUUAGUUCAAUUUUGGUCUCGGAACGGGCGGAUGGAAAUAUGAGUCCGGGGAGACGACGACAUGUAUAAAUUGAGACACCUCAGCUGGCAUUCAACGGAUAUCGUCUGCUCACUAGUAUAAUAGGAAAUUUCCACGAGACGUUAAUCAUGGCGUCUACAAUCAAGCCUGGACUUCCAACCUUCCACCACCUCAAUGACUCCCAAUCCCAACGAAUUCUCUGGUUUCUCGAAGAGCUAGAAAUCGAAUAUAACCUCGUGUGCCAUACACGCGUUGAAGGUCGUGCACCACCCGAGCUCAAAAAUGUUCACUUCAUGGGAAAGGCCCCGGUUCUUGUUACAUCCGAAAAUGUGCCCAUCGCAGAAAGUAGUGCAAUCCUCGGGUACCUGAUUGAUACGUACGAUAAAGAUGGUAAAUUUGCAGCACAGGAUAAGGUUCGCGAUGAGAGUUUGUCGUCCUUCGCUGGGUCGACUAUUGGGACUAUCGGAAUGAUUGAGUUGAUAUUUGAUAUCGUGGCCAGUAAAUCUCCGUGGCCACUAUCAAUAUUACUCGGAGGUGUCAAGUCGAACGUACAUAAGAGUUUCACGGGGCCGGAAUAUGCAACUCAAUUUCAAUAUCUGGAGAAGGAACUGACAGACGACUGGUUCAAUGGGAAGAUUUUGGGAAGGUCUGAUGUAAUGCUGAGUUGGCCCAUGGAUUUCUUGGCUGCAAAGAAGUAUGUGGAGUUUGAGAAGUACCCCAAGAUUUUCCAGUGGAGACAGAGGAUACAAGAAAGAGAUGCUUGGAAGAGGGCAAUGGAAAAGGGUAAUGGGUAUAAUUUGGCGGAGAUGUAAAGGGGAAUUGUCAGUUGUUUUUGCUGGAAUUGCAAUGUAAUAGCAGCGAGUAAUUCUUUCUGAUGUACUGGUACAAUUGUCUCAAUUCAAUAUUUGCAUCGAUGUUAGUACGUCUGAUGCUUACGAUUGCAUUUCCACUUUUUCCCCAAAAACACGUCCAUAUUCCGGGAAUACCGUGCUUUACGCCUAUGUAUCAGGUCGGGUGUUGCAUAGGAUGGAAUUCAAGCUGAAAUUGGUUGAGUUAAGUGACUAUGUGACGGUAUAAGCAAGUGCUUCUUCUAGGAGCUCUUUGGAGUUUUUAUGAAGUGUGCCCUUGCUCACCAAGGGAGCUGUAGAUCGUCUUAUGAGAUUCAAUCUACGCUGGGAGGAAGACGUUGUGAAACACUUCUCUAUCCAAGUUGACUCAGACAUCAAGGUUAAAUUCCCUUAAAAAAGUCGCAGACAGUCUAGCGACAUGUUGAUUUCAUUUCAUCAUCUCAAAUUUGUUCUUGUUGG